CGUGACCAAGGUCGCGAGCACACGUUUACAUAAAUCUCCGAACAUGAGUUUUGUAAAAAGCUCAUCUAUGUCCGUGUCUAGCUGUCCAUACUGAAUAUCCAUGAGGUACCAGCACACUCUUUUACUUCUGAUCCAGAUCUCUGCCGCAGUCGCAGUUGCACUGCCAGAGAUCCCAGUGGCGGAUUACGCGCUAGGCGUGCAUUCCGGAAGAGACCUACUCAGUAUACUCGCGGGAACUGCUGGCACAGACUCGCCUCCUGUCACAUCGGACAUGUUCCCUCUUAGCUCACCUUCAUCUCCUAUCCAUCCUGGUUUGAAAGAUCUGGGUGGCUUGCUCACAGAUCCGGUCCUCCCGACGGCAUCCUCAGUGGGAAAGGUCGAUACGAUCACUCCCACAAGCCUCGGUGUUACGUCGUCCGCAAGCUCUCCAAAGCCUUCUCCGGAACAAAUAGCACCUACGUCAACCACACGCUUGGCGGGUUACCCAACAGCCCCAUCGAGCGCCAUGACCGAAGACACGUCCGCUGACAAUAAGACCUGGAAAAUCAUUGGGAUCGCCUUCAUCGCAAUUUUGAUCAUAGCAAUAGCGAUCACAUCCAGCAUGUUCUUCGAUCGCUGGUGGAAGAUUGCACAAGAAAUCUUAUGCUGCAAGGGCCGAAGAAAUGGCGUUGAACAGUUCGUCCCUGACUGGGAGAAGCAGACCUGGGAAGUCAACCCGGGACCAGAAGAAUGUGGUUAUAAACAGCGAGCAUCGUUUGUGUCUGUUCGUUCUGAUACGGGAACAGAUCAUAUCAAGGAGGGAGAGAUGAGAAACUCCGCGGACCACGCUAUCCCUACCCUGCCACCUCAAUCACUCAUCAAAGACAUCUCUCCAUCAGACGCUCGAGAGCUUCCUUGGGAUUCCGACAAUCUCCAUCAGUGCGCUCUGCACCGCCAGCUCUCCGCGCGUAGCGGCCGCCACGGAGACGCGUAGAGUGUGGUAUUUUCCCGUAGCUCCUUCAUGCCACACCUACCCUGCCCCAUAUUCCGGUUCAUUCUUUACCCACAACCAUGCCGAAUUCGCAUUACGAUCGACGACUACCACAUUCACUAUCCACCCAAUCGCUUUGUAUUACUGCUCAUGUUGUACCUGCCGCGUCUCGGGACGACGGGGGCGUGCAGUAGGUGGGCGCGGUGCUUGGCAGCGUCACUGGAUACUUCUCUUCCAAGUGGUCAGACACAAGCAUGCCUACUGCGCCCACCGUGCAUACAGCCAUGGAGACGUAUAGUCGUGUUCGGGCUGGGAGAGCUUGAGAAAGUUGUCUGAGCAGAUCCAGAUCUGAGAAAAUUAGUGUACACACCUUUGUAUGAUUGCCACAAUGAUCUAGCAACCACUGGCUCCGCAGAUUUCUUGGAAGGCAUGUGAGUUCGGCUGGAGAGACAGA
Molecule: messenger RNA, 1424 nt
Organism: Suillus paluster
Lineage: Eukaryota; Fungi; Basidiomycota; Agaricomycetes; Boletales; Suillaceae
Exons: 1
Coding region: 101-973 (290 amino acids)
Source: RefSeq, a predicted model, not a curated record